Ilex paraguariensis (yerba mate) is the source of this 1377-nucleotide messenger RNA. NCBI's taxonomy places the organism in Eukaryota, Viridiplantae, Streptophyta, Magnoliopsida, Aquifoliales, Aquifoliaceae. The record is from the annotation of a GenBank genome assembly.
CACUACCAUUGAGAAAAAUUGAAAUGAAGAGUUAAUGCAGGGAUUUAAAUCCUUGAUUUAGGACCAGACACGGAAUGAUAGUGAGAAACAACAUUAACAUAAACUGCCGAUCAAUUCAGAGGGUUUUUUCCUGCAGACUUGGGCUCUCUGGUAUCUAAGAUGGACACAUGGGUCCGGAUUUCAAAUUCAAAAUGAGUUCAAGAAGAGCAAAGUUCUCAGGGAUUUCAAGGUACAAGAACUGGCAAGGAAUAUACGAGAGUAUCAACUAAGACGGAAAGGAGAGAGAGGAUACUCAAAGUAGUGUUUCUGUGGGAUUUUCUUCUCUCUCUGGACUACCAAGACAUGGGUGAAUCAUCUCCUUGUCUAGUGCGGUCAAUCUCUCAGCUUUCUCCCACUUCUGAUGAAUUCAAAGAGGGAGAUCCACUGCGUGCCCUCACAACAUCAAUCUCAUUUGGGAGGUUCGUGUCACAAUCGUUGGCUUGGGAAAAAUGGUCAUCCUUCACUCACAACCAGUACCUGGAAGAAGUUGAGAAAUACUCCAAGCCUGGUUCUGUUGCUGAGAAAAAAGCUUAUUUCGAAGCCCAUUACAGGAGAAAAGCAGCCAAGAAAGCUUCAGUGUUGCUCGAGCAAGGAAAUGUAGCUGCAAAUGAUUCAUCUGAACCAAAUUUGACGAAUGAGAUAUGUGAUAAUUCUUCCAUGAAUCCAGAGUUGGUGCAAGCAGACAGCCAUGUGCGCAUUGAGGAAACAGAAGGAGAAAAUGCUCAUAAUGUAAAGCUUGUAUUAUCUGUUGAAGCAAUUGGGUGUAAUGCUGAGGGAAACAAUAUAGAAACCGCUAAAGCAGAAGGUGCAGAAUCUGUAACUGAACAAUUGUGCACUGUGGCGAAUACUGUUCAGGUUGAACUUUCCAACCAGAUUGAGAGUGUUGAAAACCACAGUACUAUAGUGUCCAUGCAAGAAAACAACACACAUGUCAAGGAUGCUGCUAAUCAGGGGACUCUAGAAAUGUUGAGAGAGAAGAAACCUGAAAUUUCUUCCUUCAAAUCAUCCACUUGCAGUGGAGCAACCAAGCUUCGACCUCCUGCCAAACCGACUACUCUCGAUAAUCUCAGGAAGGCAGACAAUGCCACUCCAAAUAAUAGGAAGACAGCAAGAGUAUCAUUGGACAAAAAGAGUUCAACUCCAAAAUCUCUUCACAUGACAAUCAAUUUUGCUUCUUGUGCUAGUGAAAACCAACAAAACAUCUUCUCCUAUUCCUCACAAGAGUGGAAAUUCAAGGAUCAUUAAAGGUUUCAUAAAGACAUCCAAAGACAGCUCAACUCAACAAACUCUAACCUGAGUGCUUACUUCCCCCUCCUUGCCAUCAUCUUACCCGCAAAC